CAACGAACGAAACAUGGUCACGUCGUCGGCACGACGAAUUGUCGUACUCGCACUGGGUGUUUUGGCAUGGACACUUGUGCCAACGUUGCUCCGAGUGGUGACCCACGUGGCGGUGGCGUUGGUCGCGUUUUUGAUUCUGGCGUCGGUGCAAUCCCUCAUGGAAAUGUCUCGCAUUGUACAUACUUCGUUGCUGUCGACCGCCGCCGCGGAAUUUUACUUCGGCCGUUUCGGCAGCUACGCGCCUUCAGCCAAGUUGCUCCACGUGGGGUUCCGUCCAGACUCGAUUCGACGGGUGCCCCCUUCAGCUUACUUGCACGUCACGUAUGGCUUGGACAAAAGUGUGGCCGAUGAAUUAGGCACACUCGUCAACAUCCUCGUCGCCGACUUUGUCACGUUCUGGUACAAACAGCUAACGACGGACGAAUUGUUUGCGUCGACCGUCAAGUUGUUGCUUUGUGAUAUCCUCGGGGGGCUCUCCGUGCGGGCGCGGCGAGCGUUUCACCUUCACGGCACGUUGUCCGCGGUCACGGAAAGCCUACAAGUCGUUCAGUUGCAGUUGGCGUGGUUCCGCGACCUCUACGCCGAGUUGUGCGACGAACACCCCCAUGCAUUUGGUGACGACUCGCAUCCAAGUCUGGAAUUGAGGCGGCGGCUACUGUUGGACGUAGUCGUGGGGCAACAUCAUUCCAAGUUGCACCCAGGGGCCCUCGACAGCUGUGCGUACCUCAAGCAGCUUUCGAUGAAUUUGCUCGCCCUUGUUCGCCCAGACUUUGACGACAAAUGCAACCCCCAGCAGUCGUUCGUGUCGUUUCCGUACCUGGCGUGGCAUUUUACCAGCGAAAUCCUCGCCCGAUGUGUCCUAACCCCCCUGCUUUCGUUCUGCAACCCCGAGCACUCCAACCCGUUGGUAGCGUCGAUGCUAGAACCGUUUCAAGUGCGCGAACUUGAGUUAGACACGAAAGCCAAGCGCCCCUUGGCCUCCUACACGGCCUCCCGCGCGCCAAAGUGCUCGUUCGACGACGCACAACUCGUGAACCACCUCGUGUCCCUCAUGGGGGAACUCGACUCGCCCGAUUCGUCAGGGCCACAGUUGCUAUUCCCACUUGUAUCAUCUGCGGAAACGGCAAACUCAACCACCGCUGGCACGUCGGCACAGAAACCCCCUCUGCCGCAAAAGUCCAAACACAAAAAGACACGAUCGCUACUAGACGUAGCGAAGAUGAAAGCACGAUUCUCGAAACGAUUGGCCAGCGACCGGUCAUCGACAGACUCAGCUGUGGACGUUAAUGAAUUCAGCAAGUACACCGACGACAACGGGGAUCUCCAGCAGCCACAGCACCAGCAGCCGUCGUCCAUCGGUCACGACAUCGUACAGCAAGUGGAUCACGCCAUUGGAUUGUACGUGGCGCUGGACCCCGCGACCCUGCUGACGAGUGGCCGCACGAAAGAAUUGCAUGGGCUGGUAUCGUCUCUCGAAGAAGUGCUCCUGUUUGGUUUCAAAGCAAGUGAACCACCACCCUCGUACUCGUCCACAACGCUGCCCCUGGACGACGCCUCCUAUUGGACGUAUCUAAGCCAACGACGACUGCAAACUGCGUUUUGGAACGAUCGCGUCAAGUUGGUCCAAUCGUUGCCAGUGCCGCGAGCAAGCGACGGUCACUUCUCGGCCCGAGGGGUACAAUGGUUGCUCUUGGCAUUGGAGGAAGGCGAACUGUGGGAGUACUUUACGGCCAUGGCGGUGGUGGAAUCGUCGGUGACCGAUUCGUUCUACGAGUCGUACGCAGUGUUGCGCGACAAAGAGCUGACUAGCAUCCUGCUGGCGGCGCUCUUUCGACUCAACGGCAUGCGCGUUGCCUUGCACCUUCAAACCCUAGGGCACGAUCGCCUCACGCUGUCGAAACAAAACCUACACUCCACGGAAACUCUUGCGUUUGGUGUGACGUUUGUCGUUGAAGAAGCGUGGGAAUGCCAACGGUAUUUGCCCCUACAAGGCUGGCUCAAGUCGUCGGACAAGCGCAAACGCGAUGAUGCUCGCCUUCCGACGUCAGAGUGGGUAUGGGAUGGUCCGUGGACGUUGGAGGAGAACCCUGAAAUCGAUGGCGAUGGUGGCAACGACAGCGACGACAACAUCGUGUCACGUAGUGAGACUGAAACCAGGAGCGGCUGGUUGUACUCGAAAACGUCCAAACACGUUGGUCUCCACGCCAAGGAAAGUCGCUUGGAUUGUGUGAGACGACGCAAAUGGCUACGACGGCGCAAAACGCUACCGCUUGUCCUCGUGCCAGCUGUCCAUCCCUUGCACGGGGUCAUUCACGAAGUCGCCCCGAGAUCGAAUCAGGACAAAGAACCCGCCGCGAGCCCCACGCCAAACGACAAGACAGCAGCACCCCUCCAGGACCGGACGGCUUGUCAGCUGUGUCAACGCCUAUCGAUGGAGGAUCGUUCAACGUUUACAUGCCCGCGUUGUGCGUGCAGCGUGUGCUUCUCAUGCAGCAAUCAUUGUGUAACAGACACAAACGAGUCGACACUGCGUGUUUGUGCAACUUGCUACGACGCAUAUGCAACGCAACUGCGACUGCGACUCACAGCUCGAGCCACUCGUGUGGUCGACCACACUAUGUCAGCGUCUGAUGUGACACGGUUUGACUUGCACGUCACGACAGGAGAUGGACACCACUGGACUGGACGCAAGUCGCAGGAGGACUUUGAUCUGCUCAAAGCCGCGCUGUGUGCCGAUCCUGACAUUGAUCCCAGUCACUUGACAACGCGUUCGUCACUGACGCGGUUACAUCCACAAGAGUCAGACGAGAGCAUGGUGAACCGGUUCCUGGAAGAGAUUCUGAAGAGCCAUACGAUAUGCCAGACCCACGCCGUCCAGCAAUUCCUUUUGGACGUCGCUGCAGGAGCUACUGCUGUUGAUACCAAGGACGAGUUGACCUCGAACAAGUCAACCAACAAUCAGUCGACUCGUCAAGGUCAAGUGCUGCUGCAGAAACUUGAAAUGCACGCCUUCAAAAUGAUGGAUGAAAUGUUUGAGCUGGAUGACAUGAAUCGCAUGCGGCGCAAACUCCUCUCGGUCACUCGAACGUUCAUUCGCGUGUCAUUCAACGCCACGUGUCACCGCAUUGUGGAGACUCAGUUCACGGAAUGGACCCACCCCAAACGCAUUGCCAGUUUACUGUUUGAUUUGCGAGCCACGGCGAUCCCGCCAGAUGGUGUGUACUUUCAAGCAAGUACACCGUCGACGCCAACAAAAGUGCAAGACCAAGCCCGCGCAUGUCGAUCGGCACUGUUUCGGACCUGCCCACCGGCAUUCGUAUCGUUGCUAGGCGAAAGCUCGGCCCGGCAUGGCUGCUUAAAGCUGUUUGAGUUCCUGCAGCAUGAAGUACUAGUGAAGAACUUGGUCUUCUCGUUAUUGGAUGUCCUUCUGUACAAGGUAUUUCCAGACAUGCCAUCGCUGAAGACAAAGAAACCACCCUCGGUCCCCCAGCCAACCUAAUUUAAAUUAAAUUGUGCUCGAGUUUG
Molecule: messenger RNA, 3525 nt
Organism: Aphanomyces astaci
Lineage: Eukaryota; Oomycota; Saprolegniomycetes; Saprolegniales; Verrucalvaceae
Exons: 5
Coding region: 14-3499 (1161 amino acids)
Cellular component (GO): intracellular membrane-bounded organelle; membrane
Molecular function (GO): phosphatidylinositol binding
Source: RefSeq, a predicted model, not a curated record